AUUGCUAUUCCCUAUUCCGAAACUCUUGCGCGUGGCCUCCUUCUUAUCGCCAGCCAGCCAGCCACCAGUUACCUGCUGCCUCCACCAGGCCACCAAACACACCUUAAACACGUGGAAGUUUUCAGAUCGGCUCAUUAAACAUGCUCCUUGGGUAGCCAAUUACGAACGGAUAUUGGUCGGAUAUAGUCCUCGAUAUGGCAGACAGCAGCAAUAACGCCCAGUCCCCAGCCCCCAUGGAGGGUCGAGAUGAGGUAGACUUCAUUGUGGCCAAACACAACAACAACAACGAGUAUGGAGAUCUGCGAAGCGUGAGUCAGGCGGUCAUCCAAAACACCAAAGCACCAACCACAACAGAAGCAACAUCAGAAGCAGCAACAGCAACACCAAACAUCGAACCAAACAGCAACACCCUGAAAAAGUCCAAGGAGCGUCGCACCCUCUUCCAUUUCGGGAGCAGCAGCAAGAAACUGAGUCAGAGCAAGUCCCAGGAUGAGGUGGAGACCACGACCACCUCCACAAUCGUUGCCCCGCUGCCGCCGGUGCCGAUUGGUACGCCGCCCAGGCAGCACAAGUUCGUCAAGAGCAACAGUCUGGCCCGGCUGCUGGGCAACACCUACAACGCCAAGAAGUUCGAGAAGCAGGAGCAGAAGCGUCUGGCCAGCGGAUCCGAGGGCGGAAAGUUCAACACCUACAGCGGAAGGCGCGGCCGGGCAGGACCCUACCUGGAGCGCUUCAAGCGGGUGUCCAAGGAGGACGGAGACAUUGCCGGCGGUGAUGACUCUGUUCGAGUGACCAAUGUCAUCACGCUGACCACGGACUCGCGGGAUCUGCUGUACGGCAGCCGGCAGGAGCAUGUCGGCCGCACGGCUGGCCACGAGCAGCCCAGCUCCAAAGCCAUUCGCACUCUGACCCGCAGCCUGGGCAAGCUCUGGAAGCGUACACACAGCGUGGACAUCAGUACGCCCGAUCCGGAGUUCAAGGUCUCGUAUCUGGGGAACGUGCUCACUGGUUGGGCCAAGGCAGGUGAGGGUUGCGUGGAGAAGCAGCUGAACACUUUGUGGCGCAACUACACCCAGCACUCCAAGCCGGACGUGAUCAUGCGACUGAAGGUGUGCGCCUCGGGUCUGAAGGCCACCACCCGGCAGCAUGGUCUUACGGAGUACUGGGCCCACAGGAUCACCUACUGCUGUGCCCCGAAGAACUAUCCGCGGGUCUUUUGCUGGAUCUACCGGCAUGAGGGCAGGAAACUGAAGCACGAGCUGCGAUGCCAUGCGGUGCUCUGCAGCAAGGAGAAGAUAGCCCAGGAUAUAUGCGAUACGCUGAGGGAGAACCUCGAGAGUGCUUUGCGUGAAUUUAAACGCGAGAAAAUUCUGAAGCAAAACGCUCGCCUCAGCCUGGCCAACGCCGUCUACGACAACCCGAGCUUGCCGCGCCGCAAGAUCAUGCUGAGCGUCGGCGGCAACAACUACCGACCCCCCUUGGAGCGCUCCAAGUCGGCCCCCAAACUGAUGGCCAUCGAGGAGGCCAUCGGCGAAGAGGAGGGUGACGAGAUCGAGGACACUAACGAGCCGGAGAUGAAGCCCUGCUGUCAGAAAGACUCCCUCUACCCGGCCAUGACGCUGGGCAGGCGUCGUUGUCGUCGCGGUCACUCCAUCCGGAGAACUGGAAAGAUUCAGGCAUCCUCACUCUGCUGCAGCUCCCACAUGUCCCUGGAGGAGGAGGAGGAGUCACAAAAGGCAGCAGCAUCUGCGAUAAUUCCGGCUAACGAAGGCUCCGAUUCGGAUGACUUCGAGAAGCUGCUGAAGUUCGAACCAACCCUGAGCACUGAGUUGCUCCCCUACUUCGACAUGCAGCUCCAUAAGCAGGGCAGUCAGAGCAUGAUGAGCCUCAGCGACCUGAAGGAGGAGGAGGAGGAUGGUGAACCGCUGAGCCUGCUGCCCACCAUCAACAGCGAUCCCAGUGCGGAUCCGGAGGCGGACUACGCAAAUGAGCCCACCCUGCGCCGCAGUGGAGUGUGCAGCGACGGGGAAGAGGAUUUCCUGGACGAUGCAGACGAGGAUCACUACUUCCGGCAUGCGGCCAUGCUGACCAUGCUGCACCGCAGCUCCAUGCGUAAAAUGCGUGCCAGCGAUCAGGCCAGCCUGCAGUACCGCCACCAGGCGCAGUCGUCGAUUUCCUCCAAUGCCUCCAGCUCUACCACAGCCAGCAGUUCGGCGGCUGCCGGCGUAGGUGGAGGAUCCGCGAAUGGACAGGGAAUGCCCAGCCCGGACAGCGAUGAGGGAUCCAUAUCCAGCGGCUGCGAAACAGCUAGCACUGUCACAAACGCCAACCACGAAGAGUACAACAAUGCCAAGCGGAACAAUGAUCCCGGGCAACUGCAGCAGGGGGAUGAUCUGGAGCUGGAGCAGGCGCAGGCGCAGGUGCUGGAGCAGAUGAUGAUCUACCAAAGACUGGAGCAGCAGCUGCGCCACAACAGCAGCGGCGAUGCCACCAAUUACAGUAGCUCCAGCAGCAUCACGCUGAAGCACAGCGAUUCCGGCAGCGACAAGCAGGAGAGAAAUGACCGAGCCAUCCAGGGCGACGACUCGGACAGCGAUGAGUCCGGCUACGUGGAGUUCCAGGAGAAGGAAAAGGAACAACCCGUCCCUCAACAGCAACAGCCUGUCACCAGUCAUCAGACUCUAUCGAAGAUUCCAACCGCCAAGCCGAAGAUUCCGCCUAAGCCGGCACCGCGCCGAUCCCUUAGUCUCAAUGUGGCCACCGCCGGGUCCACGGCAUCGUCCGCUGGAAAGGCUCCCGGCACCGCCGUCUAAAUGAAAUGCUUUAACCCUUGAAAUCACAACGGAAACCCGUCUACAAAUUGUUAUUUCUGCACACCCGUCAGCGACCACAGCAACAAAACCAAGCAAAGUGCAAGAAAUUUAAAUCGUAGCUAUAGUUAAUCAUUAGUUGAUAGUCCAUAAGUCAUUUGUUGUUGGUUUAUCGAGAGGAAGACCUAACGAUAGUCCCUCAUCUUCCCAUUCCCCCAUUAUCCA
Drosophila bipectinata is the source of this 3035-nucleotide messenger RNA. RefSeq lists its product as uncharacterized. NCBI's taxonomy places the organism in Eukaryota, Metazoa, Arthropoda, Insecta, Diptera, Drosophilidae. The record is from RefSeq and is a predicted model, not a curated record.